This is a messenger RNA of Rhodamnia argentea, 2055 nucleotides long. Its product is annotated as amino acid permease 3-like. The transcript is spliced from 6 exons. Bases 263 to 1720 code for a protein of 485 amino acids. The record is from RefSeq and is a predicted model, not a curated record. Gene Ontology annotation, cellular component: plasma membrane. Lineage: Eukaryota; Viridiplantae; Streptophyta; Magnoliopsida; Myrtales; Myrtaceae.
CAAUAUAUCCUUCUCUUGGCAACUCUUAACGCACGAGUCUCUCUCCUUCCACUCUUCUCAGUUUCCCAUUAUCCAGCUCUCUCUCUCUCAGCUUCUUUCUCGCUCAGCAGUACAGUAACCCCUUUGAGAGUUGAAGUGGAAGGAAGAGUACCCAUUUCGUUUCAACGCGUAAAGAUCGAAGCUUUUCGAAUCUUCGAAUCGGCUUAAGCAAAAGAACAUUCUUUACACUCUCCUGGUUUGUGCUUCGGUUUGAUUUUCAGAGAUGGGCGUGAACUCUGCCAUGAAGAACCAGCACCCCAACAACCAGGUCUUCAAUGUCUCCAUUGAUGUCCCGCCGCAAGGUGGCUCCAAAUGCUUCGACGACGACGGUCGUCUCAAACGCACAGGGACGGUAUGGACGGCGAGUGCUCACAUAAUCACAGCAGUUAUUGGGUCCGGAGUCCUGUCCCUGGCUUGGGCCACUGCACAGCUCGGCUGGAUUGCCGGCCCUGCCGUCAUGUUCCUGUUCGCCUUCGUCACUUACUACACCUCCACUCUCCUCGCCGCCUGUUACCGCUCCGGCGACCCCAUAACUGGCAAGCGCAACUACACCUACAUGGAUGCUGUCGGUGCCAAUCUUGGUGGGUUCAAAGUCAAGCUCUGUGGGCUGGUUCAAUACCUUAACCUCUUUGGGGUUGCCAUUGGUUACACCAUUGCAUCUUCCAUUAGCAUGAUGGCUAUCAACAGGUCAAAUUGCUUCCACAAGAAAGGCGAGAAGAACCCAUGCCACGUCAACAGCAAUCCUUACAUGAUUGCAUUCGGCAUCGUCCAAAUCAUCUUCUCUCAGAUCCCCGAUUUCGAUCAGCUGUGGUGGCUGUCCAUCGUCGCUGCUGUCAUGUCCUUUACCUACUCCACCAUUGGACUUGGCCUUGGUAUUGCCAAAGUUGCAGAGACGGGGAAAGUCAUGGGAAGUCUCACCGGAAUCAGCAUCGGCGCCGUGACCUCCACACAGAAGCUAUGGAGGAGCUUCCAGGCUCUUGGUGACAUCGCCUUUGCCUAUUCAUACUCCCUCAUCCUCAUUGAAAUUCAGGACACCAUCCGGGCGCCUCCAUCCGAAUCAAAGACGAUGAAGAAGGCGAGUCUAGUCAGCAUAGCAGUCACAACACUUUUCUACAUGCUCUGCGGGUGCAUGGGCUAUGCCGCCUUUGGUGACAUGGCACCUGGAAACCUCCUCACCGGGUUCGGCUUUUACAACCCAUACUGGCUGGUCGACAUCGCCAACGCUGCAAUCGUGAUUCACCUCAUUGGCGCGUACCAAGUGUAUUGCCAACCCCUAUUCGCCUUCAUCGAGAAGUUUGCCAUCGAGAAAUACCCCAACAGCCAGUUCAUCACGAGGGAGAUCGAAAUCCCAACCCCUGGUCUCACUCCUUUCAAGCUCAACCUCUUCCGGUUGGUCUGGAGGACGGCCUUCGUUAUGACGACCACUGUGAUCUCCAUGCUCCUUCCGUUCUUCAACGACAUUGUUGGGCUGCUCGGAGCGCUGGGUUUUUGGCCUCUCACGGUCUAUUUCCCAGUCGAGAUGUACAUUAAGCAGAAGAAAAUACCCAAGUGGAGCACCAAGUGGGUGUGCCUUCAGAUUCUGAGUGUGGCUUGCCUAAUCAUCACCAUUGCUGCUGCUGCUGGCUCCGUCGCCGGCGUCGUCCUGGACCUCAAGUCCUACAAGCCAUUCAGUUCUAAUUAGUAAAAAAAUCAUGCUACUAACGGGCAUGUCUCAAGUACGGCAAAGACUGAGCAACGGCGAGAAAGAUUGUUUCGGCGCUCAUGUUCAUAGCAAGGUUAAUUAUAUUCGAUGGAAUUUGCUGUGUGAUAAAUUCUAGGUUCAGGUUUCAUUUUCACUGUAUAAUGUAUUUAGGGAACGGGAAGGGUCACGUUAGCCUCUGCAUAUUGUGGCCACCAUCAUAAGAAUGUAACUCUUUGUAUUAUUUGUCAAUGCAAAUUGAAAGCUUCACGAUAAAGGAAGUUCAAGGUCUUGUCUUUCUGCCGAUCUAUGCAAUUUCGUAGAUACUUCCUCUUUCU